Messenger RNA from Suncus etruscus (white-toothed pygmy shrew), 2595 nucleotides. It is a transcript of the gene LAD1, whose product is annotated as ladinin 1. The record is from RefSeq and is a predicted model, not a curated record. The transcript has 13 exons. The coding region runs from base 1 to 2229 and encodes 742 amino acids. NCBI's taxonomy places the organism in Eukaryota, Metazoa, Chordata, Mammalia, Eulipotyphla, Soricidae. Gene Ontology annotation, molecular function: structural molecule activity.
AUGAGAGCUGGGGACGGCCAGGCCCGGUCCCGUCAAACAGGCAUGGUGAUGGACGUGGGCUCAUGUGGCCGCAGGGGGGACAAGCCCCAGCGGGUGCAGUUGCCCCAUUUCCAGCCAUAUAACCCUCAGUUGGGCACCCCAGUCUCUGGGGCCUUGUUGGCUUGUGAUCAGAGCUCAGAAAACUACCAGGGAGCAUGUGAGUAUCAGGGUUCCAGCCUGCUGCUGGAUGUCACACUGGGGCUCAUCUUGACCAGGCAAUGGAGUCUGGAGGAUGAAGAGGAGCAACAACGCGAGCGCCGGCGCCGUCACCGGGCCCUAAGCUCCACGUCGGAGGAAACGAGUCCCCAUCACACUUCGAAUGGAGACCAUCCAGCCACAGAGAGACUGCAGAGCCCUGAGAAGAAGAAUUCUGAGAAGGCAGAGACACCCCAGCACCAUGGCCCGACCCCCGAGGAUGAAGAGCAGGACGUCCAGUCCCUCCUCAGGAAACGGCGGCAGAUGCGGCAGGCGGGAGCAGCCCGGUCCUCCAUCCUGGAGCAACCGGAAGCUGAGGAGGCCCCAGGUGGCUCGGACCCCCCACAGGCUCAGCCAAAGUCCCCGGGGCCCAAGGAGCUGGACCCUCAUUUUCCAGGGAGGCUGAAGCCAGCGAGGCAUGACCCCUCGGCCCAGGAGGAGAGUCAGGAAGACCAAGAGCCAGGAGGAGGGAAAAAGGGCGUCACGGACACAUGCAAGCAGCCUGUUUUAGAGAAGCCUGUGACACUUGAAAAGAGAAUGAACCCUGAGGAGACCCCUAUCUCCAGGAAGUCCCCAGCUGUUGAGAAAACAUCAGUGCCAAAGUCUAUUUUGGAGAGGAAGCCAUCGAUUCGAGAAAGAUCCAGUGCCUUUGAGAGGCCAAGCAUAAGUGAAACAGUAGCCAUCUCUGAGAAGAAGUCCUCGAUUCUAGAAAGAUGUAGUGCCUUCGAGAAGUCGCUGGCCCCAGGGGAGAAGUCCGUAGUUCUUGAAAGAUUGAGUAACUUUGAGAAAACAUCAGUCCCAGGGAAAAAGUCCUCAGUUCUAGAAAGAUCCAGUGCUUUAGAGAAGCCACCAGCCCUAGGGGAGAAGUCCUUGGUUCUAGAAAGAUCCAGUGCCUUAGAGAAAUCACCAGCCUCAGGGGAGAAGUCCUCAGUUUUAGAAAGACCCAAUGCCUUUGAGAAGUCACUAGUCCUGGGAGAGAAGUCCUCAGUUCUAGAAAGAUCUAGUGCCUUUGAGAAGUCACCAGCCCCAGGGGAGAAGUCCUCAGUUCUAGGAAGAUCCAGUGCUUUCCAGAAGCCACCAGUCCCAGGGGAGAAGUCCUUGGUACUAGAGAGACCCAGUACCUUCCAGAAGCCACUGACCCCAGGAAAGUCUGCAGGCAUGGACAGGAAGCUGGUGUUUGAGAAAGCACAGAUGUUUGAGAGGCCAUCAGGCUCUGAGAAGGCCCCUGAGCCACCAAAGCCGGCUCCUAGGAGGACUGGCUCCAAGAGACUCCAGGCACAGGAACAGCCGGCCCCUGAGGGAAACUUAUCUCCCCCCGAGGACCAGAGAGUCAGGACCCUUCCUGACAAGGAGCCCACCUCCUCAGCCAAGCCUGGAGAUCAGGCUGCAGCCAGCCAACGGGUCCUGUCCACCCGUUUCUCACCCAUCACCCUCCAGGUGAAAAUUCCCAGCGGGGAGGACAAGGCAGAUGGGUCCUCACCCACCCAGGCCACAUUCAGCAGCUCCCUCAAACGCUCCAGCCCCAGGACCAUCUCCUUUCGGAUGAGCCCCCGCAGGGAGAACACGGACGCCUUAACACGCAGUGCUAGCAUGAGGCUCCCAGCCAGCCCUGGAAUUGGAGGCAACCCUGGAAGAGGUGAGAAACUGCAGGAGACACUGCAGAAAUACCGCACGGCCGUACAGCGAGCAGAAUCCAUCAAGUCCCCUGGCUCUACCCGCACCGAGUUUCUUGUGACUUCCUCAAGUGCCAUUAACGUGGCCAACAAACGCAACCUGUUUGAGAAGGAACUGGUCAGCCAGAGCCGAGCUGAGACGGCCUCCAGCCUGCGGGACAACCUGAAGCUCUCAGGCGCAGUGACGUCCAAGCUCAGCUUGUGGGUCAGCAGGUCUCAGGAGUCCGAGCAGGCCCUGCAGGAGAUGCAGAAGGAACCGGUAGCCACCAAGAGGCUCCAGCAGGAGAUGCCAGCAGAGGCCUUGCUGGAUGCAGAGGUGUGAGCAGCGGAUGGAACUACACAGCUACGUCACUGCCAGGAACCUCUGAUGCUGGCUAUGACCUUUGCAACAGCACUCCCAAAUCACUCGCACUGCUUUGAACCUUUCCUGCCCCUAUGUGGGGCCUGGAAUCCUGGGGAGAUCCAGCCUGCUCCAGCACCACCAAUGGCCCCUUGGGGAAGGUGUGUGCCAGGCCUUCUGUGGGCACAGCUGUGUGGGCCCUGGUCUAUAUUCCGGAUCUACCUACUCUCUUCAGGCUCAGCAGCAACAUUCUGGACCCCCCAACUCUCUCCCAGCCACUGCCUCUGUCCCCGCAGCAGCUUCCACAGACUUGUACUGUCUCCUGCUGAGGCCUGAGGUGCCCUCUUU